CAGCCUAUCACACGCCGUCCAGGCUCCGGCGCACUCAAGUCUCUGCUGUGCGCUUUGUGGCUCAGAACAUGGAAAAUAAACUCAACGAAAGGAUGAUCACUAUUAGUACUUCGAUUGCUGACUCCACCGAUACAAGAGUAAGUGAAUUAAUUGAAGCUGGAUACAGUACUAAAUUAUCUAACGAGCCACCGUCUCUGACUUGCAUGUCCCCCUCCUCCGUGCGUAAUUAUGGUAACGCUGGCACAUUGGUCCACGGUCAUUCCAGCAGCGACGGUACCGUUUUCAAAGACUGUAACAUGCUCGAUGGUUCACUUGCUGCAAAACAUUUUUUUGGUCGUGGCACUGAAUUUCUUAAGUGUGACAGUGUGCCGUGGGAAGAUUUUGUAAAAGUUCAGAGGACAACUGUGGCCACAUCCGAAAGUUUGCCAGGCGCAAAUUUAAGCCUCUCCUCUACAGCCGGAGCGUGUAAAUUCAUUAAGGAUGAAAAUGAACCCUCUGUGAUUAUGGAAAGUCCGUGUCCCAGCUUUGAUCCAUCAUCAGAGAUACCUGAUCUUGACACCUGCUGCGACACGGACAGGAAGCAGCUGGGGCUUGGUGACGGGGAGUCGGCAGUUUCUACACCAGCGCUGGAGGGAUCUCCAAACUUUUUGAUCGACCUGAACCAAACAGAGCAAAUGCCCUUAUUACCAAAUGCCACUUUGCAGAGGACUGACUCCAGGUGUGGUUUGUCCGGGAAAGGUGUGAUGGAGUUUGACACUCAACUGGCGAUGUACAAGCCCGACGUUCCCCGCUGGCAGAUGCAGACGUCUCUUGGUGAGUCUCAGUACUGGUGCCAUUCUGCAGGGAUGACGGAGGACCCGUUCACAAACAACGGCUAUCAUGGGGUCCAGAGCCAAGCUUUGACUCAGCGGAACCUCUCACCUUUCACCGCUUUCCCCGGUAUGCCACCUCAGAGACAGUGUAUGAUCUGUGGUGAUGAGGCAUCUGGUUGCCACUACGGAGUCCUAACCUGCGGGAGCUGUAAAGUAUUUUUUAAAAGAGCAGUAGAAGGCCAUCAUAGCUAUCUCUGUGCUGGGCGAAAUGACUGCAUUGUGGACAAAAUCCGGAGGAAAAAUUGCCCUGCGUGUCGCCUCCGAAAGUGCUAUCAAGCAGGAAUGAUGCUUGGAGGCAGGAAGCUAAAGCGUUUUGGGGCAUUGAAAGCCUUGGGGUUGGCCCCGUCCCUGAUGUUCCAGUCCCACUUGGCCAUGUCCAACAACAAUCAGGCCUUGACCACCAUGUCGUGCAUACCAGGCAUCCGUGAGGUGCAGCUAUCGCAACAGAUCAUCAAUAUCCUGGAAAACAUCGAACCAGAGACCAUGUACUCUGGCUAUGACAGCACCCAGUCCGAUGUUACCCAUCUUCUGCUAAACAGUCUCAACAGGCUGUGUGAGAAACAGCUGCUGUGGAUCGUCAAAUGGUCCAAGUCUCUGCCAGGAUUUCGGAAUCUUCACAUCAAUGAUCAGAUGACCCUCAUCCAGUAUUCAUGGAUGAACCUGAUGGUGUUUUCUCUUGGCUGGCGCUCCUUUCAGAAUGUCACCAGUGAAUAUUUAUACUUUGCACCUGACCUGGUUCUUAGUCAGGAACAAAUGAGGAGAUCUCCAAUCUAUGACCUUUGCCUAGCAAUGCAGUUCAUCCCUCAGGAAUUUGCAAAUCUUCAAGUUACCCGCGAGGAGUUUCUUUGCAUGAAAGCCAUAAUAUUACUCAACACAGUGCCUCUUGAGGGAGUGAAAAGCCAGGCAGCAUUUGAAGAUAUGAGACAAAACUACAUUCGGGAACUGACCAGGGUCAUCCACAUAAAGGAGAAGGGCAUGGUGGCCAGCUCGCAGAGAUUCUACCACCUCACCAAACUGAUGGAUGCCAUGCAUGAUAUAGUGAAGAAGGUCAACCUGUUCUGCCUGAGCACCUUCAUCCAGGCAGACGCCAUGAGAGUGGAGUUUCCAGAGAUGAUGACCGAGGUCAUUUCCUCCCAGCUUCCCAAGGUCCUGGCAGGAAUGGUGAAGCCCCUCUUGUUCCAUACCAAAUGA
This is a messenger RNA of Scomber japonicus (chub mackerel), 2063 nucleotides long. It is a transcript of the gene pgr, whose product is annotated as progesterone receptor. NCBI's taxonomy places the organism in Eukaryota, Metazoa, Chordata, Actinopteri, Scombriformes, Scombridae. Gene Ontology annotation, biological process: regulation of DNA-templated transcription. Bases 69 to 2063 code for a protein of 664 amino acids. Gene Ontology annotation, molecular function: sequence-specific DNA binding; zinc ion binding; DNA-binding transcription factor activity. The transcript has 8 exons. The record is from RefSeq and is a predicted model, not a curated record.